Molecule: messenger RNA, 1836 nt
Organism: Salvelinus fontinalis (brook trout)
Lineage: Eukaryota; Metazoa; Chordata; Actinopteri; Salmoniformes; Salmonidae
Product: cell surface glycoprotein 1-like
Exons: 2
Coding region: 1-1836 (611 amino acids)
Source: RefSeq, a predicted model, not a curated record
AUGGUAGGGCGCUAUGGCAAGGCGCUAUGCAGUCCCUCGCCUAACAGCAGUCCCUCACCUAACAGCAGACCCUCACCUAUCUGCAGACCCUCACCUAUCUGCAGUCCCUCACCUAACUGCAGUCCCUCACCUAACAGCAGUCCCUCACCUAACAGCAGUCCUUCACCUAACUGCAGUCCCUCGCCUAACAGCAGUCCCUCACCUAACAGCAGUCCUUCACCUAACUGCAGUCCCUCGCCUAACAGCAGUCCCUCACCUAACUGCAGUCCCUCGCCUAACUGCAGUCCCUUGCCUAACAGCAGACCCUCACCUAUCUGCAGUCCCUCACCUAACAGCAGACCCUCACCUAACUGCAGUCCCUCGCCUAACAGCAGUCCCUCACCUAACAGCAGUCCUUCACCUAACUGCAGUCCCUCGCCUAACAGCAGUCCCUCACCUAACUGCAGUCCCUCGCCUAACAGCAGUCCCUCACGUAACAGCAGUCCCUCACCUAACAGCAGUCCCUUGCCUAACAGCAGUCCCUUGCCUAACAGCAGUCCCUCACCUAACUGCAGUCCCUCACCUAACUGCAGUCCCUCACCUAACAGCAGUCCCUCACCUAUCUGCAGUCCCUCACCUAACUGCAGUCCCUCACCUAACUGCAGUCCCUCACCUAACUGCAGUCCCUUGCCUAACAGCAGUCCCUUACCUAACUGCAGUCCCUUGCCUAACAGCAGUCCCUCACCUAUCUGCAGUCCCUCACCUAACAGCAGACCCUCACCUAUCUGCAGACCCUCACCUAUCUGCAGUCUCUCACCUAACUGCAGUCCCUCACCUAACUGCAGUCCCUCACCUAACAGCAGUCCUUCACCUAACUGCAGUCCCUCGCCUAACAGCAGUCCCUCACCUAACAGCAGUCUUUCACCUAACUGCAGUCCCUCGCCUAACAGCAGUCCCUCACCUAUCUGCAGUCCCUCACCUAACAGCAGACCCUCACCUAACUGCAGUCCCUUGCCUAACAGCAGUCCCUCACCUAACAGCAGUCCCUCACCUAUCUGCAGUCCCUCGCCUAACAGCAGUCCCUCACCUAUAUGCAGACCCUCACCUAUCUGCAGUCCCUCACCUAACUGCAGUCCCUCACCUAACUGCAGUCCCUCACCUAACAGCAGUCCUUCACCUAACAGCAGUCCCUCGCCUAACAGCAGUCCCUCACCUAACAGCAGUCCUUCACCUAACUGCAGUCCCUCGCCUAACAGCAGUCCCUCACCUAACUGCAGUCCCUCACCUAACUGCAGUCCCUUGCCUAACAGCAGACCCUCACCUAUCUGCAGUCCCUCACCUAACAGCAGACCCUCACCUAACUGCAGUCCCUCGCCUAACAGCAGUCCCUCACCUAACAGCAGUCCUUCACCUAACUGCAGUCCCUCGCCUAACAGCAGUCCCUCACCUAACUGCAGUCCCUCACCUAACUGCAGUCCCUCGCCUAACAGCAGUCCCUCACCUAACAGCAGUCCCUCACCUAACAGCAGUCCCUUGCCUAACAGCAGUCCCUCACCUAACAGCAGUCCCUCGCCUAACAGCAGUCCCUCACCUAACUGCAGUCCCUCACCUAACUGCAGUCCCUCACCUAACUGCAGUCCCUUACCUAACAGCAGACCCUCACCUAACUGCAGUGCCUCACCUAUCUGCAGUCCCUUACCUAACUGCAGUCCCUUACCUAACUGCAGUCCCUUGCCUAACAGCAGUCCCUCACCUAUCUGCAGUCCCUUGCCUAACAGCAGUCCCUCACCUAUCUGCAGUCCCUUACCUAACAGCAGUCCCACUAUUAUAAGCUUACUAAUGUUUUCUUUGAUAUAG